CCACCACCCACCCACCCACAAUGGCGAACCUCAUCCUCCCUUCAUGGGCCAAUGCCUCCCAGAUCCCCCCCGCAUUCGAGUUCUAUGACAGCCGCUUCCUGAACAUCACCGGCCCGGCCCCCAAGCUCGAGGUCCUUCUCGAGAACGAGGACUUCGCUUUCGCCCACGAAGCCAGCGUCUUCAUCCCCUCCACCAACGAACUCUUCGUGACCAGCAACAUCCUCACCGACCCCGUCACAAACCAAUCCACCGUCAAGAUCUCCAGAGUCAACACCACCGCCAACCCCGUCACAUCCGAGGUCAUCAACAGCACCAUCCCCCUCGCCAACGGCGGCGUGAACCACGGCAGCGGCAUCCUCUUCUGCGGCCAGGGAACGCUCAACCAAACCGGUGGCCUCUUCCAAAUGUCCAUCGACCCUCCCUAUGCAUCCGAGAACCUGGUCGCGAACAACUUCUACGGUCGCGACUUCAACUCCCUCAACGAUGUGGUCGUCCACACCGACGGGUCCAUCUGGUUCACCGAUCCCAGUUACGGAUACUUGCAGGGCAUCCGACCGGAGCCGGAGCUGCCGAAUCAGGUCUAUCGCUUUGAUCCCGCGACGGGGAAUGUCCGCGUCGUGGCGGACGGGUUUAGUCGGCCUAAUGGUCUUGCGUUUACUGCCGAUGAGAAGACCAUUUAUAUUACCGACACGGGUCGCACCGUGGGCGAUGGUUCGACUGACCCGCUCAAGCCUGCCACUAUCUAUGCCUUCGACGUGACCGUCUCCAACGGCGAACCGUUCCUGACGAACCGUCGCGUCUUCGCCAUGGCGGACACCGGCAUUCCUGACGGCAUCAAAACCGACACGGAGGGCAAUGUGUAUGCUGGCUGUGGUGAUGGCGUUAACGUCUGGUCGUCGGGCGGUGUUCUCCUCGGUAAGAUCCUCAUCGAGGACGGCACGUCCAACUUCUCCUUCGGACGCAAUGGCCAGAUGUUCAUUAUGAACGAGAACAAGCUCUGGUCUGCUCAGCUUGGGCGCUGGGUGAGGGGAUCGCUUCUGAAGAUCUAAGGAAAUGGUGGUGAUACCGUCGGGUCUUGAUGUCAUUUUGCCUCAAUGUUUAUUUCUCGGAUUAUGGGCCCCCCUGAGUCUGGGGAUCAUGUUGGGCCAAGGUCCAAAUUAUGGCCAUAGCACCUGGGUGGCUAUAGCACUAGCGCCAGAUAAUGUGUGUAGGAUGUAUGAG
This is a messenger RNA of Aspergillus heteromorphus CBS 117.55, 1221 nucleotides long. Its product is annotated as SMP-30/gluconolactonase/LRE family protein. The record is from RefSeq and is a predicted model, not a curated record. NCBI's taxonomy places the organism in Eukaryota, Fungi, Ascomycota, Eurotiomycetes, Eurotiales, Aspergillaceae. Bases 21 to 1049 code for a protein of 342 amino acids. The transcript is spliced from 2 exons.